Molecule: messenger RNA, 918 nt
Organism: Dacryopinax primogenitus
Lineage: Eukaryota; Fungi; Basidiomycota; Dacrymycetes; Dacrymycetales; Dacrymycetaceae
Exons: 2
Coding region: 1-918 (305 amino acids)
Source: RefSeq, a predicted model, not a curated record
AUGGUCCAUUUUGCGGAAGAUGAAUACCUGACCGCCUUGUGUCUUGGACCGGAACCAGACCAGCUCAUUACUCUUGUUCAUAAGAAGGAGUCAGAUGCGUCUUUCUUGAAAAUGACCACUGGAUAUCAGCGCAGACACUUCACCGAAUGCUCGCCAUCUUGGGAUAUCCUCCAGACAAAUCCAUCCACUGAUCUAUUACGUCACUGUGACACGCUUCACACGCUUCCGUUCACCACGGGGACGGCACCCACGUUCAUCGUGGGACAGAAGGAAACAAGCUUAUGGAUGGAACUUCGUUGUGAGGUUUCUCCGCCGGAUCGGGCCUUCCCAUCACAGAUGGACAUCCCUGGGCGGAUCUAUGAUAAGUUUGGAGGAUUUGCUGCGUCGGAUGCUAACGCAUAUAGGGUUCGCGGGCGUGCUGCUGCCGGUGGGGUUAUUAUUCGCGAAGCCAUGAAGAUACCACCGACUUUAGAAGGUGUGGAGCCACAGUGGACGGGCGCGAGUCACGUAGAGCUCUUCGAGCAAGACUUUUAUGCACGCCCUGGUGCUGCCGUGGAGCUCCGAGUUUCAUUUGGUGUCGUACGCCCGGUGCGUUUGCUUGCAGCAUAUACGGACGGAUAUUCUUCGUUCUCGGUGGCUGGUUGCCUCACUCCCAAGGGUACCCGCUUCAUUGUUCUCUGUGAGGACGCGUCCUCGGAGCGACCGGAGAACUAUACGUUCCGUUACAGCGGCAAGAAGGCGAUCUACAGCAUCAAAUUGCUCGGUGACAGUCAAUGCUCCCACCGUUUCAAAUCGUUCCAUCCAGACGGCUCCUGGAUCGCGGAAGCUAUCGAAAACGAUGUAUGCAUAUUGUUAUCCCCCGAAGAGGACACGAUCAAGCGCCGCGCUGCGGCAAUCCGACUGGGUUUGCCGAAGUGA